AACGCACCUCCAAGCAAUACUAGAUCAACUGGGCAUAACACUUGUGAAGACAUUCUGCACGACACUUCAUUUCUACGUAAGCUUGAACACAUUACUAUCCUCACAUAGGCUAGGGCGGUUUGUACUCUAGAGCGCUUUUCGAGCGCCCAGUCGAGUUUUGUCCGGCGACCGUAGAUCAUGUCAUCAUUCGCGAAGUCCAAGUUGAAGGCAGCGAGAGAUGCUAUUGGAAAGAAAAAGUACGAACAAGCACGUGAAGCCGCUGCACAGGUUCUUGAAUACGAGCCUGAUAACUAUACCGCCCAUGUGUUUCUUGGUCUUGCUCUCUUAGAACUCGGCCAGCACGAAAAGAGCGAGCAACUGUAUCGAAAGGCCAUAGAACUCAAGGAUGAUCAAAUACUCGCAUGGCAGGGAAUCGCAAAGCUUUACGAAAAAACUGAGAGGUGGAACAAUUUGGCGGAUACCCUGGAACACAUGAUGCAGAUAUUCGCCGAAAAUGACGACGCCACAAAGUGUGCUGAGACCCUUCAAAAAUUAAUGGAUAUUCUCCGGCAACAUGGGACACGCCGUGAGGUCAUUCAAGCAUUAUACUUUCACCUACCAGACUCCUCUUUGUAUCCUGUUCUUUCAACGCUUCCUCCACCUGAUGCUACGAAUCCCACAUCGACCUCAAUUUUUCCUACUCAAUCGGCAAUCCACAAUUCACUCGCUGUCUAUGAGGAGCUUGUAUCCCUGACAGAGCGAGAAGAAGAGAUGUUUUUCAAGUCUGAGUUUGACAAGCGACGUACUCGCCUUGGAGCUCCUAAACCUGAGCAACUCAAGAAAGAUAUUGGCAUCGAGAUUUGGCAUUCGUCAAAGCUUCCAGCAUUAUACAACGAUAUUCUUAAUCACCCCAGCACCUCGGACGAACUGCGGCGCGCCACAGAAUCGAAACUCAUUCGAUAUAAACAUCAAUUGUUUCUGGCACUCCCCUCUACUGACCCAGAAAAACGCCAAGUUGGCAUGCAGUUGGACGAAAUGGUUCACGGUAUUGUGACGAUUGGCAUUCCGGAUGAGUUUGCUUGGUGCAUCUGGUUUGAAGGAAAAGAUUAUGAUACAGUUGAGGGUCUUGGUCUUGCGUAUCUCAAACAGUUCAUAGAACUCUUCCCGACAAGCACAUUAGCGCUGAUGUUGACAGGAUACUUGACAUACAAUAAGGCUGCUUAUGGUGACGAAGAAUCAACAGAAGAACUGACAUUUGCGGUGGAUAGCGACCCUUAUGGCACUAUUCUUGAUGCCUUUUCAGCACUCCCGGACUCAUUACUAGCGAACAUGAUCACAGCUCGAGUCCAUUUACAGGAACUCGAAUACACAGAUGCCAUCAAAGUCGCUGAAAGCGGUCUGGAAUUGGUGCGCAGGUAUGAGUCAAAUACAGCUCGUGAACUCCAAGAAGUGCGCAAGGCAUUUCACAUUAUUCUGGCCACAUCCUUCGUGCACCUGUUUCCUCCAAAGCACCACCCUCGCGCCCUUUAUUUCUUAAAUGACGUCCUGAAGCAAGAUCCUACCAAUGUGGACGGAUUGAUGGGGAAGGGGUAUGUUUUCCGAUACGCUGAAAAAUGGGAGGAGGCGGAGGUGCUAUUUGCGCAAGCAGCGGAGCAGCUCCCUGACGAUAUUGACAAAGGUGUGGAAGCAAAAGAGGAGAGUGCGUGGUGCCUUAGUCGGAUGCAUGCGGAUGCUGGCGUAGAUGCUUUGAAAGAGGUCUUUGAAACCUUGAAGGAUAUCGAGGAUCGUGACACCGAUAAAGCUCGAUGCCUGUGGCGGAUUGGAAGAUGUUACUGGGAUCUAGGAGGAGAGUCUCGCGAGGAAGCUUUCAAAUACUUCAUCACAUCGCUCAAACACAAUCGCGAGUAUGCGCCAGCAUACACUUCGCUAGGUGUAUACUACUCAGAACACGCGUCACCGCCCGACCCUACUCGAGCUUCGAAGUGUUUCCAGAAAGCAUUUGAACUGGAUGCUCGUGAAUCAGAGGCUGCGAGGCGCCUUGCGGAAGGCUUCGCUGACGAGCGUGAAUGGGAUCUAGUUGAGGUAGUGGCUCGGCGUACUAUAGACGGUGAAGGCGGGAUGGGUGCGGGUAUGGGGGAAGGAGAUGGCGCAGCUUCGGGAAAGUAUCUUCCGACAAACGCGUGGGCAUGGAAGGCUCUCGGUGUUGUAGAGCUGAUAAGGAGGAACUAUGCGGAAUCCAUCAAGGUUUUUCAAGUGGCACUCCGAGCGGAUGUCGAUGACCAGCUCUCAUGGCUAAGACUUGGUGAAGCCUACAGUAAAGCCGGCCGCCAUGCCGCUGCCCUUAGGGCACUUGGUCGAGCUCACGAGCUUCAACCGGACGACUGGAUGUGUACAUACUUUAUAGGGGAAGUCCAACGGCAAGCGGGAAGGCUUGCAGAAGCUCUUACCUCCUUCCAGUCUAUACUGGAUGUUCGUCCCACCGAAGCCGGUGUCCUUUUAUCUGUUGCGCAGACCUACCUCGACCUAGCCCGACAUGAAAGGUUUGCCGGGUUUGUUACCCGAGCUGAGCAGUCUUUUAUCUCCUGUGUCAACGUUGUGUUAGUCGCCAUCCGGGAAAGCCCGGGACAUCGUGGAGUCGCCUGGAAAAUCGCUGCUGAUGCUCUAUUUGAGUUAUCGAUAAUCACUGUCUUCACGGAUGAAAACAACGUCCGUGCAACCGUGACUGUGGUCUGCGAAAUCAUCCAAGACCAAAGUAGCGCUCGGCUGGCCGGUCUAUUCAAGUUCACAACUCUCCCUCCGGACAACCAAGUCACCGGGCUGAACGCACUCGAAGCUGCUGUCGCUGCCUACGAUUACCGCAUCACAGUGGGUUCUUCCGACGAAACCGCUCUCCCAAGCUCGUUGUACGACCUUGCUGUAGCCCUGCACGAGUGGAUUUUGAAACAGCCAUCCGGUACCAUAGGGAAAGUCUUGGAGGCAACAAACUCAUUAUUGGUUCAAGCCCUACAGAUAGAGCCUGGAAAUGUCAGGUUCUGGGUCGCAUUGGGUGAUCUCCACUUUGCACGAAAGCCGAAACUGUCGCAACAUGCAUAUAUCAAGGCGAUCGAAGUUGACACCAAGAACGUGGUAGCGUGGACCAAGAUUGGUCUCCUCUACCUAUAUCAUAACGAUAUUGAGUUGGCUACCCAAGCAUUUACGAAGGCGCAAACUCUUGAUCCGGAUCAUACCCUGGCUUGGAUUGGCCAAGCAUUGAUUGCAAUAACAAACGGCCACGAAGCAGAUGCUCGUACAUUACUCGAGCAUGCAGUCAGCAUGACAGCAGACGUGCCUAUGGCAGACCUGCAAUUUGCCUUGCGCGUUCUUGUUACCGUAAACGAUUCAAAUACAGUUCGUGCACCCAAUACAGAUCGCCUUUUAACUGCCUUCUUCGUCCUCGGGCGCUAUUCCCAACGCUGCCCGACUGAUGCCUGCGGCCUCCAUAUCUUCGGUCUGAUUUGCGAGCACCUUGGAAAACUUGAACAGGGUGUAGAAUACAUCGGUCGUGCAAUUACUCUUCUAGAAGCAGCAUACGAGGAGGAGGAGGACCCCAUAGUCGAACGCCAAUUUGUCAUCGCACACACCAACAUCGCGCGGCUCCGUCUUGGAUUGCAGGACUAUGAAGGAUCAUUGGCAUCUUUCGAGAACGCUCUAGGUCUACUUCCUGAAGAUGCAGAGCGGGAAUCACAGAUUCUACGCGUACAAGCUCAAUACGGGUCUGGGUUAGCGUCUUUCAAGAUGGGUGAUCUUCAGGCCGCCAUGGCAGCAUUCCAAGCUGCUUUGGAAAGCGCCGCUGACGAUCGUGUUCUCCGAGGACAAGUUACUGUUCUGCUGGCACAAACGAUGUGGGCGAUUGAGACACCCGAGUUCCGCGAGUCUGCGAAAGGCUUGUUGCUUGAUUGCAUCACCUCCGAUCCAGAAAAUUUGAUGGCAAUCAACACUCUAGCUGGAAUGGGGAUACUUACUGAAGACGAUGGGCUAGUUGAUGCCGCGCUCUCCGAAAUUCUGUCACUCCCCGUAGAACAAAGACUUGAACUCGAUCCUCGAAGAGACGUGACGUAUCUCCUCGUGCAACAUUAUCUUGGGCUGGGUGACUCUGACAAGGCAAUUAAAAUCGCCCAAAAAGCCCUUCAUGUUGAGCCUUCGAAUCUGCAGAUAAGGCGAGAAGUCGCAUCUUUGUUGCUCAUGCAGGGGGAAAGAGACGCUGCGUCAGCCAUCCUGGCAUCAGUAGCGCUGAAUCAAAACAUUGCAGAAGCAAAGACCACUCUUGCAUUAUCGGCUCUUGCACAAUCAAUACAGUCUCAAAGGAGUGCACAAAAAGCCAUCAUGCUGGAACCCGGUCAAUUGCGGAACUGGCAGACUUUGGCUUAUGUUCGGGCGCAAGAAUCGCUGUGAUAUCAGGUAGGAUAAUGUACACGUAUGUAAAAAGAGGCUCAAUACCCGAUCAUCCAAUAAUGUGCCUGUUGUAUGG
Messenger RNA from Suillus discolor, 4486 nucleotides. Its product is annotated as superkiller protein 3. Gene Ontology annotation, cellular component: Ski complex. Bases 178 to 4410 code for a protein of 1410 amino acids. Lineage: Eukaryota; Fungi; Basidiomycota; Agaricomycetes; Boletales; Suillaceae. The transcript is spliced from 16 exons. Gene Ontology annotation, molecular function: protein binding. The record is from RefSeq and is a predicted model, not a curated record.